Messenger RNA from Microthlaspi erraticum, 1590 nucleotides. Lineage: Eukaryota; Viridiplantae; Streptophyta; Magnoliopsida; Brassicales; Brassicaceae. The record is from the annotation of a GenBank genome assembly.
AUGUUUGUUCCCCUGGCGGAAGUGUUUCAGACGAAGAAGAAGAAGGAGAUGCCAAAGGGAAAGCGCGAGAAAUCGAAGAAGAAGACAGAUAUGGCGGAUAUGGUUUUCAUUGCCUCCAUGAACGAUGAUCUUCUACAGAACAUUCUCUCGAGGUUGCCAGCGAAUUCAUUUGCUUUCGCUUCCUGUGUUAACCGAUCCUGGAACAGCGUCUGCAAUCACAUCCUCUCUCGUCCCAAAAUCAUCUCUGCUUUCUCUCGAAAUCCUGAUCAACUUAGAGGUGGAGAAGAAGUGCUUGACAAGGUUUUAUCUGAGCCAAUUCGACCAGAUUUUGUAAUCGCAAACAUUACAUGUGGGAACAUGGAAGAAACUUUGAGACUGAUAACGAAAAGAGUGGGAUCAAGGGUUCCUAUUAUUGUAUCUCUAGUUGCUGGAAUCUUGGGGAAAGAAGCGUGUAAUGACAAAGCUGGAGAGGUCAAAAAGGAUGAUAAUCCAAGUUUUGCUAUACUGUUGACGAUUGGCUACUUGCCAGGAAUGAAAGUCGAUGUUAUUCCUGUCAUUCAAGCAAAAGGGGAAUCUGGAACGAAAAUUGGAGACAAAUUUGUGAUGGAUAUCAGGAAUUUUGUGUCCGCGGUAUCGUAUGCUGCUGCACCAACAUGUCUUAUACUCUUUGGGGAGGAUACUCAUGCCACAGAACAUAUCAUUCGAAAAUUGGAUUAUGCCAUGCCUGAAGAAACUACUUUUGUGGGUGAUCAAAUAUGCGAGUCUUUACUUAAGCGUGCUAAUGAAGCAAUAAAUGUUCAGUUGCACGAAGGCAAUAGCAGAGUUCUCGUAGGUUUAAUCAUUGCAAGAGAUAGACACAGACCCAUUCAGGCUGGAAGAAUUCAGUUUCACACUGCAAUAUCAAGAGGACUGUCAUCGGUUGAUCUGAGGUACAAGGCGGCUAAUUCUAUUGCUAAUGUCUCUGGAAGGCCUGGCACGCUUCUGACUGCAAAAAGAAGAGGAGAAGCAGAGGUUCUUAAUGGCGAACAAAUUCUGGAUGACAUAGAAGAGACUUUGUUAGGAAACCAGAGCUCAGAGUAUGAUCCAUACAUCGGAGUAAUGAAACGAAGAAAAUACUCGGUUGGUUCGGAGGAGAAGCCAAAGAUCAUGGCCUCACUUGUAUUUCAUCAUGUGGCUGCAGGCGACGAACAGUAUCUUGUAGUCAACGGUGUUGGGAUAAAAACGGGCGACUAUUUCCAAGUUUACACUCCUGAUCUCAAAGUGGCUGAAUCAUCACUAAAUGCUGUUUCUUCUCAGCUUAGAAGCCUCAACUCUAAACCGAAUAAACAGAGAGUCGUUGGAGGUUUUGCUUUCGUCGGAAGUGGACGUGGUGAGUCCUUCUUUGGUCGUCCAAACGUGGACAGCUCGCCGUUAUUGGAGAAUUUCCCGGAGUUACCUUUUGGCGGUAUAUUCUGCGACGGUGAAAUCGGACGCAGCUUAUUCACGGUGACGGAGGAGGGAGAGGAAGAGGAAAAGAAAGAAACAAACAUCCGAAGAUGUCUUCACGUUUAUAGUUCGGUUUAUCUUAUUGUCUCCUAUACUUCUUCUUAA